CUACCCUAUACUUUUACUGUAGUAUUCUUACUUGAGUACCCGAAGCUCUAUAUGGAUCGAAGACUUCAACAGGCUGCUGAAUCAGGUAGCAUCAGUGACCUUUAUGCUUUGAUCGAUGAGAAUCCGUGCAUACUGGAGAACAUCGACGCCAUGCCAUUCGUGAACACUCCCCUUCACAUAGCUGCAGCUUGUGGGAAAAUAGCGUUUUCCGUAGAGAUGCUGAAUCUCAAGCCGUCUUUUGCCAAAAAACUGAAUACAAACGGGUGCAGUCCGUUGCACCUUGCUGUGGAGAAGGAUCAGCAAGAGCUCGUCACCUGGCUGCUCAGGAUUGAUCCCAGCCUUGCUGGUGUUAAAGGCAGAGAAGGCAUCACGCUGUUCCAUCUCCUAGUGUUAAGAGGGAACGUAGAUCUUGUGGUGGAGUGCCUCGUAACUUCUCCUGAAUGUAUUCGAGAUGUGAGCGUGACUGGCCAAAAUGCUUUGCAUCUUGCUGUGAUGAAUGAAAGAUUUGAAGUUCUGCAGGUUCUCACCGGAUGGAUCCAGAGAAUGAGUCAGAGAAAUGCUCGAUCUAUCGAAUAUUCUGUUCUGAAUAAGAUGGAUUUAAACGGCAACACGCCUUUGCACCUUGCAGCAUAUAAGAAUGAUCAUCAGAUGAUGAAACUUUUACUAGAAUGUCGAAUGGUUCAACGGAACGAAGUAAAUGGUGAUGGUUUAACAUUCCUUGAUAUCUUAAGAACACAUGGACAAAUUGAUGAAGGUGGAGAAUUAGAACAAGCUGCUCUAAAAACCGGGUGCAUGGAAGCAGCUUCUCUGCCAAAACUGAUGAAAAAAACGUACGACUUCUUCAAAUUACCAAUCACGUUUUGGGCUUACUGCUCCACGCAUACAAGACGCAUAAGUUCGGACACAUCAGACGAAGCUCGUGGAGUCUUCUUAAUUAUAUGCACUUUGCUAAUCACAGCCACUUACCAGACCUCCCUCCAGCCUCCAGGAGGUGUAACCCAAUCAGAGGGUCAUGCGGUGAUGAAACAGACAUUCUUCAUCGUGCUGUGGCUUUCCAAUACCAUAGGCUUCUGCUGCGCUUUAUUCUACACCUAUUCUCUCUUACCAGCUAGAGGUUUGUUGACACUGUGGUUUUUCUAUAUAGGAGCGUCUCUGUGUGUUUCUUACGCAUUAGCAAUGGCUGUAAUUUCACCGCAGCCUUUAGUGUUUCUUACCGCGUGCUUUGCCUUGUACCUGCUUUUUCCUCUAUAUGUUUUGAUGGAAGUUUUCCUAAGGCAAUGGCGGAGGCAUCAGACGGUAGCACCUGAUCCCAAAUUGAGCUGGUUUUGGAAAGUUUGAUACAACAUGUGUGUCGCUUUUACAACAGACUAUGACAUAUAUUAGUUUUUAAGUUUAAUUAUAAAAUUAUUGUGAUGAAUUAUUAUAAUUAGAUGUACAAAACAAAAGAAAUAAGACAAAUUUAUAGAUUUAUAAUAACAUUAUUGAUUAAUUUAAAAGCAGAAACUAACCUAGAUCGAUUUAACCAAUUUAGAACAGUUUCAAUCAAUUUGAAUUGUAUGAAUUGGUUUUAAGAAAAUCGUUUCUGGCAAGACCGUCUAUACCAAAUUUUAGAACUUUGGUUUUAAAUAUAGAAAAAGAAAAGAAAAACAUGCCUGGCGAUCAUGUUGUAGUCAAUAUCCACAUUAUUCAAAACACGACUCUCAAUGGAGUCAGCGUCUCUUUGGCUCAUUCUCUGGAUCCAUCCUGUGAGGACUUGGAGAACGUCAAACCUAUCAUGCAUCACAGCAAGAUGCAGAGCAUUCUGGCGAUCUACGCUCUCAUCUUGGAUACACUCAGGGGAUUUACGAAGGCUCCUUGCCACAAGGUCUGCGUUUCCUUUUAGCGCUAGUAAAUGAAACGGCGUGAUGCUGUUUCUCCCUUUAACGCGGGCAAGACCGCCGUCAAGCCAGAUCAUCCUGCAAACAAAGUCAUCUUGAUCCAUGUUGACAGCGAGUUGCAACGGACUAAUACCCUUUUGUGUUGAGCUUUCUGGCAAAAGAGGGCUUGAAAUUCAGCAUCUCCUUGGCAAAUGGUAAGUUCCCAGAAGCUGCAGCUACGUGGAGGGGAGUGGUCACAAUGGUACUGCAUCAAUGUUCUCAAGUAUGUAUGGAUUCUCAUCAAUAAGAUCAUACAGCUCAUCGAUGCUUCCAGAUUCAGCUGCUUGUUGAAGUCUUGGAUCCAUUGGAAAAACAAGUUUUAAGGUUUAUUAUGGAGCUAACUCUACAAGUUUGAUGAAGUUAAAGUGAUUAUAAAGGCAAAAGAACCAGUGAGUAAGUGAGAUGACUAAACGAAGAGAGUGACUUUUCACAUGUAACUAUGUAAGUAAGAGAAAUAAUAAAGAAAGACCUUUUGACACAUGAAGUUCACACUAGCUUUAAAAAAAAAACUAAUAUCUUUGCUUAUCCACACAUAAUCAUCCUAUCCAUUCAAGCAAAGCGAUUUACCUAUGGGUUUCUUAAUCAUUCGAAUAUUUUAUAGUCUUAAGCCGCUGCAAGCUUGUCAAGACACCAGUGUUAAGUCUGAGGCCUGAGCCCCGAUCAAGUUGGUUUUAACGUUACCGUUAGCAUAAUAUAUGGCUUAUAUUUUGAGAAUGCAAAUGCUGUAACCCCUUCUUAAAGAUACUAGAUCUUUUCUCCGCGCUACGCGCGGAUUAGAUACAAUAAUUUUCACCAUUUUAAUUUAUAUUAUAUUUGAAAAUAGUUUUACAUAAUAUUUGAUCAGAAAUACUCUAGUAUCUCUAACAUAAUAAUAAAGUAGUUUGGGAUAUUUUUAAUUGUGAUUUCUUUAACAUGGUGAUCACUGUGUUUCGUACAUUAAUUUAGUUUUGCAUAUUUUUCCUGGUUCUUCUAAUAAUGUUAAGGGGAAAUUCUAAUUUUACUAUUGAAUUGAUACUAUUUUCAAAUAUCUUUAAAGAAUAAUUUUCCAUAAAUACUUUAAAUUUGUAAUAAAAAACUAAACUAACCCUCAUAAUCAUUUUUAAAUAUGUAAGAAUUAUUUAUGGACUUUUACCCAGUUCCAUCCUUUAAAUAAUAAACCCCAAUUAAAUCUUAAAUUCAAAUGUUAGGAUAGUUUUGAUUAAAUGCAUUUGUGGAAAGUUAUAUCUAAUUUGUGGUAUUAUAAGCAAUUUAUCUUUAAUGUAAUUGGAACUGUUGAAGUAUAAUCGUGUUGUUGGUAUUAAAGCAAACAAUAUAUCUAUUUUUCAAUAAUUUAAAAUACCGUACAUAAUAAUUUAAUAUUUUUGUAUUUAAAUCUGUAUGCUUUAUAAUUAUCUAAAACUUUCACUUCUUCGUCCCCUAUGAUAGUGGAAAUGCAAAAACUGUUUUAGAUGAAAUUGUUGUUUUUUUUAUUUUUUUUAAGUGAAAUUGUUGUUUUUUUUUAACAUAAAAAUUAAAAUUGGGUUGAGAAUCCAGCAAGAUCAUGUUAUUAGAGUGUUUCGUUCAUGCUAAUUCUAAAUAAAAUUUAAUUACUUGACAGUGUAAGAUAGUUAUACUCUUAAUGAUUUAAAAUGAAAUAGGUGUAUAAUAAAAUGAAAAAAUAUAUUUAGAAAAUAUAUUUAAAAUUAUAAUGCAUGUAAAUAUUUCCUAACAAUUCAUUCUUUCUGACUAUCCCUUUGUAGUUUUCAGUUUUAAGUUUUUUCAUAGACGCAUAAACAGAAACCUCAAUUUAGUUUUUUUAUAAAUAAUGUUCACAAAAAUUAGUAGUACUAUUAGCUAUCUUAGAUUAAUGUUAAAAUAUUAAAGAAGAAGGUAGAUUUAAUCAUUAUUAGGCAUUUAGAAGGUUUUUUUGUACAACUAACCAAAUUAGUUGUUUAUGUAUGAAUAAUUUUCUGUAAAUUUUAAACUUAUUAUUAUGAGAUUUUGAGUCUGACUGUAUGGUAUAAUUAGAGUAAAGUGAAAAAUGUGAAAAAUAUUUUCAGUUUCAGCUGAUUUACUCUCAUUCUUCCAUACUCUAAAAAUAAGAAUAAAGUAGAGUAAAAUUGUUCUCACCUUGGAUGAAAUGGAAAAGUUAACGCCAACUGUAUUGUUUUGUUUCAUCCUACUUUCACUUUUCUUUUCCACCGUUUUACUCUAUUGAUUAACCAAUCACAUCCUUUAUAUAUGUUUUGUUACGAACAAAUAAUAUUUACAAUUUAACUAUUUUAAAAAUUAAAAACAUGCGAUUGUUUUGGGUUGACUUUUGUAAGUACUUACGACUGCUUCAUUUUCCUUUUUCUUGAAUACCGUAAGGUUUGAAAUAUAUCUCAUCAGCCACUCAUAAUGGAGACUUCUAACACAAUGGCUAUAAAUCAUUUUCAGUUGAGUUAAAAAUUAUUUUGACACAUCUUUACUGUUCCCUCCGUUUCAGGUGAUUUACUAAUCAUGAUGUUUUUAUAUAUGUUUUUGUUAUUUAACAUCAGACGAUGUUUUCAAGUAUCUAAAUAACUUUACAUUACUAAAAAUGGUGUAACUAAUUAUAUUUUUAUUAUUUAUAUUUUUAAUUGGUGAAACUAUAUCUAAAUUAUAUUUUAAUAUUACUUUCAAAAAUAGUAGUUUUUUUAAUAUAUGUUCACCGAUGUAAAAUAUCAUCUAAUAUUAAACAAAGAGACUAUGUGUUAAAGGUAAAAAAUAUAAUAUACGAACACAGAUCAUUUUAUUUGAGAAAAUUUUGAAAAUAGUUAUUUUGAAUUGAAUUUGGAAGGUUUUGCAAUUUUGGUAACUGACAAAUCAUAACAAUUCAAAAAAAAAAGUGUUGAUAUUUAUUUAUUACAAAUCUAUAUUUAUAUAUUCAUUUAUUUUGUUUGUCUAUUAUUUUAUUUGUAUGUCAAAAAAUUUAUGUUAAGAACAUUGCAUGCAGUGUUAUAAAUGUUUAAUUCUAUAAAUUUAUGUAAGCUUAUAUUCUAAAGUUUUUUUUCUAAAAAACAAUAUGAAAUUGAAUUUCUAAAUAUGAUGUUUGAAAAGUCUUGACGUUAUGCUUUCUGAUUUCAGGAUCCAUGACCUUUUUUCUAAAUAAUGAAAAAAAAGAACAGUACGCAACACUGGUCUGUCCACAUGACUUUUGAACCUUUGACAAAUCGAUAUUAAAAUACAUGUUUAAUAUAAAAUAUUAACAGAAUUUGCCAGUAGAUUUAGAUGGACAUGAGAAAUAUGACUUAUUUGUAAACCAGAACCAAAACCUUAUUAACACCAAACAUGUUAAAAAGAGACGUGCGUCUCAAGAACAGAAACAGACCAUCAAUAUCUGGUACUCCUUAACCUCCCCCACCACUUAAGCUACACCCUCUCCAAAAGUUUAUUCACUUUGCUCAAUAAUCAAAUAUCAUUUUUGUUUCCCUUUGUCUCCUUCCUUGAUUCUUCUUUCAUGUUUCAAACAUCUUUUUCAGCCUCCUUAGCUCCGUUUAGGGAUUCAAGUUACCUUAUACUCUACCAUUGUUUUUUUUUUCUAUCGUUAGAAAAUUUCUUGAAAUUUUAAUUUAUGAUUUUAAAAUUGACAAAUAGUUUUGGUUCAAAAUGUACUCAUGGUUAAAAACAUAUUUAUGAAAUAUAUAUGAUGUAAUUGUUUAAAAUAUUUGGUUUAAUUGUUAAUAAAAGUAAGUUUAUUUUUAUAAUUUGUGAAUUUUGUUCAUGAUUUUAGAAAUUAUCAUUAUUUUAUAUUCCAUUGACAAAAAUAUAUUUUUUGUUCAAAAUGUACCAUUAAAUUAUGGAAUAUAUUCAUAAAAUUGUAUUAAAGUAUUUGGUUUAGAUGUUAAUUAAACAAAAGUUAUGGAAGAUUUUACAAUUGUUUAAAUAAUUGGCUGACCUGUCCGUUUUUACUUCACCUAUUAGAAAUAAUUGUACUCAUUGAUCAAAGUUUCAAACUAAUAUUCAUUUUCUAACAUAUUACACCACAUUCAAAAGAAGUCUCAAACCCACGUUGUACCAACUUAUUUAUCAAAGAUGAUCACAUCACAAGUUUACAACAAUAACAGAGAAGAAAAAAAAACUUGCACUAAAAGUCUUAAAA
Molecule: messenger RNA, 6018 nt
Organism: Brassica rapa (field mustard)
Lineage: Eukaryota; Viridiplantae; Streptophyta; Magnoliopsida; Brassicales; Brassicaceae
Product: ankyrin repeat-containing protein BDA1-like
Molecular function (GO): protein binding
Source: RefSeq, a predicted model, not a curated record